AUGGCUCAGAGAGCUGACAGUGAACUGGCUCACUUAGCAAGUGGGUGCAAUUCUGAUGCUAAUUCUAACCCGGGACUGGAUAGUGCCUCUCAUUGGGGCAAAGGUGAGAAGAAGGUUAGUCGGGGAAACUCAGAGGCAGUGAUACCCAUAGACAAGGAGGAGAGACGUGUUAAGAUUCUAGGGAUGGUCAGUUCUCCUCACCCCAACUUCAACAGAAAGCCUCCCAGUGAGGCUGAUGUGACAGCGGACUCAAGUAGUGACAAUGACAAACCAGAGGUUGAUGGUGGGCGCUCUGAGGGCCCACACAAGCAGCUGCUGCUCAAGAAGCAGCAGAGAGUUCUGACUGGAAGGGUCCGCCGUACCCUUACAGUCUCAGAUGGUGAAGACAGUUGGGCAGCUUUCCCUGAGAGCGUAGUAAAGUCCCGCAGGAUAUUCUCUACAUUUCGGCAGCACAGUGACUAUUCUGCUGAGAUUGAGGACUACCCUGUGGAGCAGGAGGGACCACCUAGCCGCCCCAGCAUGUUGUGGGGUGCCCAGAUUCCAGACGUCCCCCCUAAGUGGAUGUCUGCUUUGUACUUUAGUGGACAGAAGGAACAACUGAGGGUCAAUCCAGCAGCUGGCAUUGAGCUUCCUCGGGCUAAGUUCAGUGUUGAACUGUGGGUCAACCCAGAGGGUGGGCAGACUAACCCAGCCAUCAUAGCAGGGGUUUUUGACAACUGCUCCCACUCCUUAAGUGAGAAAGGAUGGUCCGUAGGUAUUCGCACAGUAAAGCCCGGUGGAAGAAAAGAUGCCAGAUUCUUUUUUACACUCCGUACAGACCGAGCUCCCAAAGCUACGACUAUCUAUGGGCAUCAGCGCUACCACCCUAACUCCUGGACUCACCUAAUGGCCAGCUACAAUGGCCACAGGAUGACGCUCUACAUAGAUGGUGCCAAGGUUGGGGAGAGCAGUUUGCAGUCUGGUAACCUCUACAGCCCGUUCAUGGAGACCUGUCGAACACUUCUUCUAGGUGGGGACCAGUCAGACCUUGGGCACAACUUCAGAGGGCACAUCGGAGGCAUUGUGUUAUGGGUGCUCCCCCGCACUCACGAGGACCUUCUUAAAGGGCCUUCUCGGAUUGAUAAGAGGGAACCAAACCUCGCUCUCUGGGCGGACUUCUCCGAGAUAGAGCAACAGUGGAGUCCUCAUAAGGAGGGCCACCACCCAUCCAUAGUCAUCAUCCCUAUCCCUGAGCAGGAGCAUGUGUCCCCCUUUCUGCCCCCUCCCUGUGGAUUAACAACCUGUGACAACACAGACAUCAUCCUAGGCUACAAUAACCACUGGCAGCUGCGUACAGAGAAAAGGAUCCGCUACCGCAUUGUCAACAUCUGUAACGAUGACGGAAGUCGUCCCACUGUCUCUCAGGCCCAGAUCCAGAUGCAGCACCAGGCACUUGUCGAAGCCUUCCAGUCCUACAACAUCAGCUUGGAGCUGAGCACGCAUACUGUCCAGAACACAUCUGUACGCCAGCGCUUCAUCCUCAGCAACUGCCGGAUCAGUAAGAUUGGUAACAGACACUGUGACGCGGAGUGUGACCACCCACUGACGGGCCACGAUGGUGGGGACUGUCUGCAUCUGGGGCCCUGCUACAACUGGAAGAGGAGGGACGGGGUCUGCAACACAGAGUGCAACAGCAUCCACUACGACUACGAUGAUGGAGACUGUUGUGAUCCUGAGGUCACGGAUGUCCUGAAGACAUGCUUCGAUCCAGAGUCCCCAGAUAGAGCCUAUAUGAGUGUGAAGGAACUGAAAGAGUUGUUACACCUGAGCAGCACAGACACCCUAAAUGUUUUCUUUGCCAACAACUCAGCCCGUGAAGAGUUAGCAGGGGCUGCAACCUGGCCAUGGGCAAAGGAGGCCCUCAACCAUCAGGGUGGAAUGGUGAUGAAUCCAUCCUACUUUGGCACCAUCGGACACAAUAACACAAUGAUCCAUGAGAUGGGCCAUAUCUUUGGACUGUACCAUGUCUUCAAGGGGGUCAGUGAGCGGGAGUCCUGUGAUGACCCCUGUCAGGAGACCACUCCCUCCAUGGAGACAGGAGACCUAUGUGCAGACACGGCCCCUACACCCAAGUCUAAGGCCUGCCACGACCCUGGUCAUGUCAAUGACACCUGUGGGAUAACGCUCUACCAGGACACACCAUACAACAACUACAUGAGUUACACAGACGAUAACUGCACCAACCAUUUCACACCAAAUCAAGUGGCUCGGAUGCAUUGUUAUAUGGAUCUAGUCUACGAGAACUGGCUGAACAACAGAAGGCCCUCCCCCAUCCCUCUCAAGCCCAUGGUGAUUCGACAGAGCUCAGACUCGGUCUCCAUUCAUUGGCUGCCACCUGUAAGGGGGCCACUUCAUCAAAGUUCCCCUACAGUGGAUAGUGUAAACUGCAGGGACUGUGAGGCAGAUGGUGUGUUCCAUCAGUAUGCCUAUGAGGCCACCUCGCCCCGGGUCUGUGACUCCUCCGGAUACUGGACACCUGAAGAGGCUAUUGGCCCUCCAGAUGUAUACCAGCCAUGUGAGCCCAGCCUACAGGCCUGGAGUCCAGAGCUCAGCCUGUAUGAUGCCAAUGUGACGUCUCCCUGCCCUGAAACCGAGGGCUGCGUCCUGAUGCUGCGCUUCCUCCACCCUGUGGUCCCUGACAGCCUCACUGUGUGGGUCACAUACGUCUCAGCCGAUAACCAGGCAAUCGCCAACAUCGAGCUAAUAACAGACACAGACGAGUCUCUUGACAUGGGUCCACAGCACGUCUUCUGUGAUGUGCCCCUCACUCUACGUCUGCACACCGGAAAAAGGGUGGCAGCUGUCAAACUGAGCACCUUUGAUGAGAAGAUGGAGAUUGAUGCUAUCCUGUUCACUUCUGGCCCCCACAAUCCUCUCUGCUCCAGUUGCCAGCCUCUGAUGUACCGAGUUGUCAGGCAACCAGCGUUUUCAGGCGAUCUGGUCCAGCAAACUCUGCUUACAUUUACAGACAGCGACAUUGUAAAGGACAAGGAAUACCAGUACAGAGUUCAGGUGGAAGCAGACGGUCUCCUCAGUGAGCUCUCCCCACCUCUCCUCUACACCCAUGGAGCUGCCUACUGCGGAGAUGGACUACUCCAGGGGAGAGAAGACUGUGAUGAUGGCAAUCUGUUGGAUGGUGAUGGCUGCUCUAAGAAGUGCCACAUGGAGUCAGGCUUCAAUUGCAAUGAUGAACCCAGCCUGUGCUACGUGUUUGAGGGUGAUGGUGUGUGUGAGGUGUUUGAGAGGGGUUCCAGCGUACAGGACUGUGGUUACUUCACACCUCAUGGGUACAGUGACCAGUGGGCUUCAACCGCAGCAGCUUCCUAUCAGGAUCAAAGCAGCUGCCCUGCCCUGGGAGCCACCGGAGAGCCCUCACUUAGCAAGCUAUGCAAGCCCCAGUACCUGGAGAUGAAUGAGAAGCCGUCACUUGACAUAUGGUUUCCAUGCACGGCCCAGUCAUACACUCAGACCCACUAUGGCGAGGAAGACACAGUAUGGCUAAAGGUGGGAUUUGCGCAACCUGGUGUCGCCACGUCUGUCAUCAUCUAUCUGGCCUCAGACGGAGCCUGGCCUGGAGAGCAGUGCAGGAAAUCAGUCUUCAUCCAACUGUGUGAUACUGGUGGCAGAAACCACUCCUUGGGUUCCUUUGAGCUGUCGUGCCAGCAGAAUCCCUUGGUGGUGAAUGUGACACACAACCUGAGUCAACCCUUCUUCCUGACUACCGCUGUAAUCCUCAACUUCUCCUCGCCCCUUGUUGCCGUGACGGGAGUCGCUCUACGCACAUCAUGUCACUUCAGCGCCUUUGCCCUCACUAGCUGUUCACGACGGCCCUGCCAGACGGACACAUGCAGUUCUCCUCAGCUGGAGCAUGCCUCUAUCACCUGCAGCAACGGGACAGAGAGGACUGAGUCCUCUCACUGCACUGUCCACUGUCAUCAAGGUUUUACCCUCACUGUGCUCAGUGGCAAGGGCCAUCCAACCUUUCAGCGAGAAAUGGAGCUUCAGUGUGUACAUGGAGCAUGGGACCGUGUUGUGAGCUGUCAGCCAAUCGACUGUGGCCCCCCUGAACAGUCUCAUGUCUACUUUGCCGCCUUCAGCUGCCCCUGGGGCACAACAUUUGGCAAGCAGUGCUCUUUCACCUGCAACCCCCCCGCCAUACUCCAGGGAGACAGUGAUAGGUUGGUGUGUUUAGAUGAUGGUCUAUGGUCCUUCCCUGAAGCCUACUGUAAGAUAGAGUGCCCAGAGCCUCCAACAGUACCCAACGCCAAGCUCCUAGGGCCCCAGUGCGAAGGUACAGGGCAUGAUGUGGGUACCGUAUGCCGUUACAAAUGUAACCCAGGUUGCUAUGUUACUGGCAGCCUAAAAACAAAGUCCAGAAAAAGGUUUCUGAAGGUGGAGUGUGUAGAGGGGGGCCAGUGGGAGGAGGGGGGCUGUGAACCCAUUCCCUGUCCAUCUCUACCUGCUGUCUAUGAGGGCAUGUUCACCUGCACCAACGGCAGGCACUACAACAGCCUCUGUACCCUCCAGUGUCCUCAUGCCUCGGAAAACCACACAAUUCGCUGCACUAAAGAUGGAGAGUGGACAGAGAAGUUCACAAUGUGUACAAGGUUGAAUGAAGCCUGCCCACCUCCACCUGAUGUCAAUCGGAUUCAGUAUGCCUGUGACGAGGGCUUCAGUGUUGGUGCAGUUUGCUACCCAACAUGCAGUGCGGCCUUGCAUGACCCAGUGGUUCUAGCCAAUAGCACCACAGCAGACAGCGUCAAGCACUGGAUGCUGCCAGGCAGGGUUCAGGACAUUGUUUGCACAGGAAUGACGAGGUGGCAUCCUGACCCCAAACUCAUCCACUGUAUCCAGUCAUGUGAGCCCUUUGGGGGAGAUGGUUGGUGUGACACCAUCAACAACAGGGCCUACUGCGAGUAUGAUGGAGGGGACUGCUGUCCAUCCACCCUCUCAACCAGAAAGGUCAUUCAGUUUGGGGCCGACUGUGAUCAGGAUGAAUGCACUUGCCGUGAUCCAAAUGCAGAGGAGAACAAGAGCAAAGCCAAAUACUUGGAAGCAGGACUGCUAUGAACGAUGGAACGGGAUAGGCCAAGGCUGGCUCACAAUGAAACAACAAGAUGAACUUCACCCCUGGUCAUUAUGUAUUUCCAGUUUGUUUUCCUAUUAGAGAGCAAUGAAGGCUAUCUCUUUUAACCAAAAAUAAAAACAGUCUUUCAAGAUUUUAGGAUUUCAACACUAUAAAUAAUCUGUAAAGACGACUAACUUGUAUAGAAUAAUAUAUUUGGGAAAUGUCUAAUGUCCCAUGUAGAUGUAGUUACGGAAGUCUACAGUAUUUCAACAUCAUAUCACAUAAUACACAUGUAAGCAUAUCAUAGGUACCUAACUUAACACUUUAUGCUUAGAGAGUUGUAAGAUGUAGCAGUUUUCUCAAGAAAUAUUCUAAACAAAUAUUAUACCUAAGUGUCGUCUUGUUCUGUGUGAUACUAUACUGUAUUUUACUCUUGAUAAUUGAAUAAACUGUAACUUUGUCAGAUGCUGAUUUGA
Molecule: messenger RNA, 5583 nt
Organism: Oncorhynchus kisutch (coho salmon)
Lineage: Eukaryota; Metazoa; Chordata; Actinopteri; Salmoniformes; Salmonidae
Product: pappalysin-2
Exons: 24
Coding region: 1-5109 (1702 amino acids)
Biological process (GO): proteolysis; cell surface receptor signaling pathway
Molecular function (GO): metalloendopeptidase activity
Source: RefSeq, a predicted model, not a curated record